This is a messenger RNA of Phanerochaete carnosa HHB-10118-sp, 1654 nucleotides long. RefSeq lists its product as uncharacterized. The transcript is spliced from 3 exons. The coding region runs from base 684 to 869 and encodes 61 amino acids. NCBI's taxonomy places the organism in Eukaryota, Fungi, Basidiomycota, Agaricomycetes, Polyporales, Phanerochaetaceae. The record is from RefSeq and is a predicted model, not a curated record.
CUGGCGGCCACAGGAGUGGUACCCGGGAGCAGGGCGGGGCGGGCGGGGUAAAUGGACGAAGGGAAAACAGGGCACGUCUUGGUAAUGCGCAGAUGGAACUCGAGGCGCUGGCUUUCAUUGUAAACAGUUAUAUCGCGAAUUUCCAUACACAUCCCGAUGGAUGCUCAGCGUGUGCGCACGCCCUCUGGGUCAACUAUCCAGCUACUGCUCCCCUGCCAACUCAUCUGCGGGCUUAGGCUGCCGUACGCAACGAGGUCGCGAUAACGCUUGCAUACUGAGAUCGGAGCAGUGAGACCGCGGGAAGAGACCGAGUAAAGAGUAGCUGCCACGCUAUUUCUUCUGUUAACAUUUGUUCUUCGAUAUGCGUUAGAACUCCGCCCUUGACGCGCAGACACGCUCUCACACUGAGCACUGGCCAGCCCGGCGAACGCGUCGGGUCCCUGCUCUGUGGAAGUAUGAAUAAUAUUGUUAUGAGCCCCAGCGGAGCUUGAGUAUGCGUACAAAUAAAAGCAAGGAAUGAGACGGUGAAGCGUUGCAAUAAAUAAUAUGGACAAAUACAAAUGGCGCACACCGUGGCCGAAACUGGAAGAUAGUAAGCGACAAUCGAGCUCAGGAAUCAUAAGCAACGUCCAAAUGAAUGCAACCAGAGGAGAGACAAAAUUCAUGAAACAAACAAAACUAAAAUGUCUGCGCAGUCGCAACAGCCCGUCGACGACGCGUUCUACCCGCAUUCGACGCCCAUGCCGGUCUUAUGCCCUCUCCCCUAUAUGCUCUCUUCGUCGCCGACGUCGCCCGUUUCCUCGCCCUGUUCGCCUACCGGCCCAUCUCCCUCCGCCGCUUCCCACGUCUGCUCGACUGCCGUGUCUUGAGCGCCAUCUGCAGUGGGCGGCGCGGUCCCUGAGGCUGCUUCCGUGGAUGCUCCGCUCGGACGGUACGUUACGAGCUCUCGUAAGUAAUGCUCCCUGGUCUCCGUUGUGUCCUCUUCAGAGCGAGCGUGGACCGGGCGCAGCAACCACUCGGCUUGUUCGGCGAUGUCGAGAGUGAUCGUGGUGCCGUCGAUGGUGUGCUUCGUCGGUACUGACAAGAUGUCUUCUCUCGUAACAGGAUUCUCAGGACGGGAAUUUCUCUCGAAUUGCAGUUUGCCUGAUUCGAGAGCCCAGGUCAGCUGCGAGCGGCGCAGCACAGAGCACAAGACCUUCUUCGCGCCCUCGGAGUAUUCAUUCUUCGGCCCAUUAUGCUUGAUACAAAGGCGGCGCAUGUGCGGGGAAUCAACGACGGCUCGCAAGCCGUCCCAAGGAAGGGUGUCCGCAACUCCGGCAUCGCCAAGUCGGAGAUCGAGAUCGAUGCUCUCGAUAUGCGCGAGUGGAGGCCCCGCAUCCUGGCCCACACUUGAUCGGCAAAACCUAACUACAGCGAUGAUGCCGGGGAGCGCAAUUGGACCUAAACCGAAUGAAAGGCAAUUGAUCCGCACCGCGUCUGGCAUAUCGCCAUCCAGAGACACGUCUACCCAUCCGGGUACCCUCGGUGCCAACGCAAGCAGUCCCUGGAGGGAUGUGUCCCAUGUGCGGUCGUCAAGGCCCAUGCGGCGCGCAGGGUCCAUGAUGUCUGCAGCAAGUGCCGCUUGAAUGGGAGCCACCAUAUCUUUACAAUAACG